Messenger RNA from Macrosiphum euphorbiae (potato aphid), 714 nucleotides. The record is from the annotation of a GenBank genome assembly. Lineage: Eukaryota; Metazoa; Arthropoda; Insecta; Hemiptera; Aphididae.
AUGUUCAGGUUACAAAAUGGAAAUAAUCGAAAUCCUACAUCUGUACAAUUUUACUGCGCCUUUAAAAAAUUAUUCUGUUUGAAUUAUUUCCAACAUUCACCAGACGCAAAUUGUAUUAAAGACCUAGAUAGUAUAUUAUGUCAUUUAAAUCCUGCAGAGCAAACAAACAGUUCCAGUGUAAUAUUUCCUGAAGAAACUCCAAUCACUUGUUCAACCAGCUUGAAGAUAGGUACUGUUGACUAUAGAAAUCUUGAUGUACCAGAGUCUAAUGCUUUGACUUUUGUUUGCGGAUACCUAUACAGCAAAUGUCUUAAUGUGCAUCGUUGUGAAUUUUGCAUAGAGUAUGGUAGAAGCCAAAAAGAUCUGGACAAAACACUUCUUUUGUGCUACUUUAAGGCAUAUACCAAUAAAGAUAAGACAAAUGGUAAUCUACAAAUGCCCCACACCAGUUUUUAUGACUACAUAAAUGAGCUAGAAAAUUUGUUUACAAAGAAUUUCGCUGUUUUUGCUGUUGAGAAAAAUGUAGGAACUAAACUCAUAAAUGCCUGUUAUAAUGUUCCAUUUUUUAACCCUUGUGAACAUUUUGAUCAUCAAUAUCUGAUAAAAUUAUUUGUAAGGUUCAGAAUUUUUUCUUCGGUUACAUUUUUAAAUAGGGAUCUUAUAUCAAUAAGAAAACUUAGAAACAGAAAACUUGCAAAUUUACAACAUUUGUAA